Molecule: messenger RNA, 10262 nt
Organism: Caenorhabditis auriculariae
Lineage: Eukaryota; Metazoa; Nematoda; Chromadorea; Rhabditida; Rhabditidae
Source: the annotation of a GenBank genome assembly
CAGACAAUGUCCGGGCAGCCGAUGGAGCACUACGCGUGGCACGCGGCGCCGCCCUCGACUUCGGUCACUGGAACGUCGGAGCUGUUCAGUUCGACGUUCGCCAUGCUCAGCGACACCGCCGUCACCUACCCGGAGCAGUGGGCCGAGAACAAUAAGCCAGCUGGUGGGUUUUUUUGAAUGGUUUUCUUGGAGAGUUGGGACUUUUUGGGUCAGUAGGUAGGUUUUAAGAGUAUUUUAAAGAUCUAGGACUUGUUCUGUGCAUGGAGGGAAGCUUUAGUAAUGAUACUUACGAAUUUUAGUUUCUCACAAAGUUUAGUUCAUCCAAUAAAACUUGAAGAAAUUAAGCCAGCUGGUGGGUUUUUUGAGGAUUUCUUGGAGAGUUGGGACUUUUUGAGCUAGUAGAUGAGUUUCAGGAUUAUUUUGGAGAUUCAGGACUUGUUCAGAGUAUGGAGGGAAGCUUUAGUGAUGAUACUCACGAAUUUUAGUUUUUCAUAAAGUAAGUUUAUCCAAUAAAACUUGAAGAAAUUGAGCCGGCUGAUGGGUUUUUUGAAGGUUUUCUUGGAGAGUUGGGACUUUUUGGGUCAGUAGAUGAGUUUUAAAAGAGUAUUUUGAAGAGCUAGGACUUGUUCUGAGCAUGGAGGGAAGCUUUAGUAAUGAUACUUACGAAUUUUAGUUUUUCACAAAGUUAGUUUAUCCAAUAAAACUUGAAUAAGCUGAGCCAGCUGAUGGGUUUUUGAGGUUUCUUGGAGAGUUGAGACUUUUUGGGUCAGUAGAUGAGUUUUUAAGAGUAUUUUUGAAGAGUUAGGACUUGUUCAGAGUAUGGAGGGAACCUUAAGUAAUGAUACUUACGAAUUUUAGUUUUUCACAAUGUUUGUUUAUCCAAUAAAACUUGAAGAAAUCGAGCCAGCUGGUGGGUUUUUUGGGGGUUUCUUCGAGAGUUGGGACUUUUUGGGUCAGUUGAUGGGUUUUAAGAGGAUCUUGAAGAGUUAGGACUUGUUCUGAGUAUUGAGGAAAGCUUUAGUAAUGAUGCUCACGAAAUUCGGCUUUUCACAAAGUUCAGUUUAUCCAAUAAAACUUGAAUAAAUUAAGCCAGCUGGUGGGUUUUUUUGAAUGGUUUUCUUGGAGAGCUAGUGCUUUUCCAAUGUUUGGAGGAAAGCUUUAGUUAUGAUAUUUUUCGAGUUCAGUUUUUUGUGAUCACUGAGUUUUUCUCAAAGUUUAGUUCAUCCAAUGACACUUGAAGUAGAUUUUAGAGGUUUUCACGAAGAGUUGAGGAUUUCCCAAGGUUCAGAGAGAAGUUUCGAAAAUUUUAUUUUUCGAGUACAGUUUUUCGUCCCGUAUGAGGUCUUACAAAGCUCAGUUCAUCUGAUGAGACUUGUAGUAGACACUUAAGGCUUCAACCUGAAGAAAAUAAGCCGGCUGAUGAGUUUUGAGACUUUCCCGAAGAGUUGGGGUCUUUUUAGGUUUUGAAGAAAGUUUAGUGAUGACACUUAGAAUUUUUUUAUGCUUUCUGAGAUUUCCUCAAAGCUUAGUUCAUCCAGUGAAUCUUGAAGUUAGACUCUGAGGCUCGAAAUUUGAGAAAAUAGGCCAGUUGGUAGAUUUUGAGAUGUUUCCGAAAAGUCUGGGUCUUUUUAGGUUUAGAAGAAAGUUUAGUGAUGAUACUUAGGAUUUUUAUUUUUUUUUAAUGCUUUCUGAGUUUUUUUUUCCAACGCUAAGUUCAUCUAAUGAUACUUGAAGUAAGAAUAUGCGGCUUGAACUUAAGGAAAAUGAGCUUGGAUGAUUUUUCGGAUAUUUCAGCGCUUUUGGCUUGAUUUUUAGCUUCAGUUGUGCUCAGUAAACUUUUUUUGCUUUCAGUUAGUUUCCUGAAGCUUGCCGUAUGUAUUUGAGGCAGGAAAAUAUUAUCUUUGUACUUUUGAAGCUCAAGUUGGUUGCUUUGAUAUGAUCUAAUGAUAAAAAUUUCAGUCGCGUCAUUACCCCAGCCGGUGUUCUUCGACCAGCCGGUGAUACAGCAGCCGACGCCGAACGCCUAUGAUCAGACGAGGUAAAUUUUUCAGUAUGAUCAGAAUUUCGAGUUUUUGAAGGAUGUUCGAUGUAUAGAAUCUUCUGGAGGUCUUUGGAAAUACUGAAGAUCCUAAAUACUGGAUAUACUAUACUAAAAUACUGAAUACUGAAUAACUGAAGAUUGCACAAGGCCAACUUCCGAAUCAGAUCGAGUUAUGUAGAUUCAUUUUUUUAAGGUGAUUCUGAAUCUAGUUCCAAAAGUUGCCGAAGAGGUCUGAGAAGCAAAUUAUGAACUUUCAAAAGCUCUCUUUAUUUACUUCUUCUAGGUUAGUCUGUUGAUUCGAAAUCUGGUCUCAAAAGCUGCCCAGGAGAUCUGUAAAGCAAGUUAUGAACCCUUGAAAAAUAAAAAAAGGUCCAUUCAGCUUAUUUUGGACAAUAAAGUUAGAGCUUACCUUGGCCAACAGGAAAAAUCAGAAAAAUUUGAGCCACGGUACUUUUUUAAAUUUUUCACUUGUUUGGGACAUUUUUAGCCUUGGUAAUUUUUUUGGAUUUUCUUACUUGUUUGGGACCAGGGUAUAUGGGUGAAGCAAGGCAUUUUUCGAAUUUGGAAGCCCAUAACUUUUUCCAAAGGCUUCUUUGAGGAUUUUUGUUCCCAAAUUUGGAAUCAGCGGUCAAAACUACAUUUGAGCAUCAAUCAGUAACUCCAUUUCAAACUGAAAACAGUCCUUGUUUAAUCUUUUUUGAAGCUCCUGAAGGAUUCAGAACAGUCAGAAACUCCUAAACUCUCCAAAAAUUUUCCAGGUACGACCUGCAGUUCAGCUACCGGCAGCAGUACGGCGUCCCGCAGACCUUUUCAGCCGUACCAACCGCGGGUCUUCGUCCCGCAGCCGCAGUACCCCACGCAGUACUACCAGCCUGCCGCCUCAAGCCUCCCUGCUGAUGCCGCAGCCGGCCUCAGCUCCAGCCGCUCCGGCUACCGUCCGGAAGCGACAUGAUCAUGCGACCCUGAGGUUCUUGGGAGGGUUGUGCAGAGUUUGAGGAGAUUUUGCAGCCGACCUAUCCCAGUCAAUCGCAGCCGCAGCAGUCGCAGCAGCAGCAGCAGCAGAACACGCAGACGUCGCCCCAGGUCCGCAGUCAGCCCGGAGUUCGCCUCCAGGCAGUGUAGUGCCACCAGUGCGGUGUCGCCCUGUGAUGAUGUCAGUUUUUGACGAUUUCUAGAGAAAAGAUACUGAGAAAAGGACCUUCAGAAAAUCAAUAAAUCACUGAAAACCCCUCUCGAAGCCCCCCAUGUUUUGAAGGUGCCCAGAAACGCAAUUAACCGUACCAAAAUUUCAGAUUGAGUUUUCUGAGUUCAUAUUUUGGUCCAUAGCUACAACAAGGUCUUGAACAUUAUAGUAAGGGUUUGACUGGCUCCGCCCCUUUUUCGGGUUACUGUAGCGAAAUAACCAAAAAAAUUCCAACUUCUUUUUUGCGUGGUCUUGAAGCCUUGGACCAUGGUAACGCGAACCGAGCAUUUCUAGUGACUACUUAAGGGGCGUCAGAACUCUUUAGUGAUCCCUGCGAGUUCUCAGAAACGUUUAGUCCGGUUUUGAGGUCCGAAAUCUUUUUUCUAACGGAAGUCAGCGAGAAAUUGAACUUUUUGAGUAAAAUCGAAGUUGAAGCUUAUUGUAGGCUCUUUUUGAAGCUUCCCAUAAAUGAUUUUUUUCAAAAAUUUCUUUUUUUUAAACUUCAAAGUCAAUAAUAUCGUCAUAAAACUCAGGAAAGCUUCAUAGAAAAAUUACAAAAAAUGACUUUUUGAGAUUUUUCAUUUUUGGUUUUUUCUUUCACCAGAAAAAAUGGAUCCUAGUAGUCCUAGGGACACUUGGAAUUGUAUCUGAACCUCAGCUGGUCCAAAAAAAACACAGAACCAUUCCAAAUUUCCAGGCCUCCAUGAACAGCCCUGCAGUGACGUCAAGCGAUUCGGCGGCCUCUGGAACACCUCCCCUCUCCAGUGACGUCAUCUCAACGGAUGUCGAGGUUGGAAUCUCAAUCAUUGACAAGAAAAAUGACCAAAUCUUCUAGGGAACCGACGAAGAACGCGUCAUGUGCAUGGCCUGCCGCGGCGUCUAUCCCUCCAGGAGAAGCCUGACCGGCCAUAUUGGCCGCAACGAGAAAUGCCGCGAAAUUAUCGGUUGGCGACCUUUUUUCUGGCUUUCUUUGAGGAGUUCUUGUUGGAGGUGUUAUUAUAACAAAUGGAUAACUCAGAGUGGUCCCUAGAGUGGCCCUUGAAGGAUCCAAUCUAGGGACCGCUUUACAGCCCCUAUAGGAGCCCCUGAAGCUUGAAAAGUAGUCCCUAUAGGGGCCCUUGAAAAUUCCACUCUAAGAACGACUUUACCUUCUUCCAUAGGGGCCACUAAAGCGUGGAAAAGUGCUCACUUCAGGGGCGAUCUUAUUAACUCAUGUUAAGGAGCAAUAUCAUGUGAAAAAAUCAUUAAAUUAGAAUUUUUUGAAUAAGAAACUAUAAAAGUUAUCGUUCUGCAUUUACAAACUCGAACGAAAAAUUAAGAGACCCUUUAGGGGCCACUUGAGCUUCAAGGGUUUUUGGGUCAGAUCCUAAACUCCUAUAGGGACCACUUUAACUUCACCCCUGUAGGGGCCACUUGAGCUUCAAGGGCUUACUGAUAGGAGACCCGAAAGGCCUAUAGGGACCACCUAAAUUUUAUCCCUAUAGGGGCUACUUGAGCUUCAAGGGCUUUCUAGUCAGAUCCUGAACUCCUAUAGGGAUCACUUGAGUUUUACCCCUAUAAGGCCCACUUGAGCUUUAGGGGUUUACGGAUCUGAUUCUAAACUCCUAUAGAGGCCACUUGAGCUUUUUUAUUGGCUUAGGGUCAGAUCCUGAACUCCUAUAGGUGCCACUUGAAUUUUACCCCUAUGGGGGCCACUUGAGCUUUAAGGGCUGACCGAUGUCAUCCGAAAGGCCUAUAGGGACCACCUAAAUUGUACUCCUAUAGGGGCCACUAGAGCUUUAUCGGCUUAGUGGUCAGACCACUUGAAUUUCACCCCUUUUGGGGGCACUUUUUUGAUCCCUACGGGGACCACUCUGGUGUUUCUAAAACAUUGAUCCCUGAAGCUUUUCCAAUUUUAUCAAGCUCAUCUGUUUUCCAAAUUUUCAAAGCCAGAAGGACUUGAAGAAGAAGAAAAAAGUAGGUUUUCUGAACCGAAAAAUGAGCUUUUCGUCGUUCAUGAGCUCCUAGUAGUACUUGGAUGACCCUUAAAAGCUUCAAAUCACAUUUUCAACUUUUUAAGAACACUAAAAUCAGUUUCCAAGGCCUUUCAAACUCCUUCCCACCGUAUAACAGCCAAAUAUCGGGGUUAGAACGUUCAGGCCGCAACUACCUGGACCAAGUGGCGGCCGGCGGCAAUCCGACGAUCCCCGGAACGGAAUCGGCUAUAAAAUCCGGCGCCAUCACCAAUGGACACGAUGGAAUGUCUCCAGUGUGUCCGUUUUGUGACAGGUUCAUCAGCCAUUACAAGGUGGAUUUUUGAGCUUUUGAGCUUUGUAGUAGGGAUAUUUUAGGGCAAUAUCCGUCGACACAUCAAUCAGUGCUGCAAGAACAGCGACGCGCAGAAGCGACCCCGAUCCGACAAGGAGAAGAGCACGAAGAAGCGGAGGAAAACAGACGAUUCCGGGAUUUCGCCCGACCUCAAGGAGGGCUAUGAUCCAUGUACGUUUCAAUAACACUUUAAAGGUUCAAGAAUGUCAAACGAAAAAUUAUUGGUUCUAGUGUAGACGGUCUAGUUGCUAUGUAGGACUAAAAUCAGCUGGGACUAAAAAAAAAAGUUUUUGAUUUUUGCGGGUGUUAAGAGAUCCUAACUUGAAAAAAAGAUCUAUUGCAUGAUUUUUCUUGUCUCAGGAGGUCCAAAGGAAUUUUUGACCAAAAUUCAUUGAAAAAUCAAAGGGAGGGGGGACAAGUAGAAGUCUUCCGCAUGCUGGAAAAGUCGGUCGGUUCGGUCGGUUGGUCGGUCAGUUUGGAAAACUAGGCCACGCCGUAAUUUUGCUCCAUGAGAAACUUAGAAUUUUAAACUUUUUCUUUUCUGAAUUUUUCUUCCUUUUUUUAAAUUUUACUAAGAAUGUUCUCGCUUAUUUUUCAUUCAAUUGUAUCGUUUUUCGCGAGCAAAAUACGAUGGAUACUACGUUCAAAAUUAGGAACUGAUUCGAUUUUUGAAAUUUCUCAUUCAUUUUUUUGGAUACAAAAUACUUCAUCUAACCAAAUGAGCAAAAUCAAAAAUCAUAAGUGAUCUGAAAAUGAGAUAAUGUGUAAAAUACACACAAAAAAGGCAAGAAACAAAAUUACUUCCAACAAAAGGUAAAACAUUACCUAGAGAAACAAUCAUAAAUAAGGAACAUUUUUUUUUAAUCUGAGGAGCAUGUGUCCCAUAUCCUAGAAAACCGAUAAAAAGGAAGGAAAAAUGUAGAAAAAGGAAAAAAAAAAGUCUGAAGUUCGAUUUUCCAUGGAGCAAAAUUGCGGCGUGGUCUGGUUUUCCAAACCAACCGAACCGACCGACUUUUCCAGCAUGCCAAAAUCUUCUAAUGAGAAGGACAGCUUAAGAAAAUAAAAAAUUCAAAAAUUCAAAAAUUUCGCCGUUUCUCUCAACGAUUAAAAAUUGAAAUAAUCGGAACAGCUUUUGAAUUUUUCAAUUUUUGAAUUCUUUGAUACCUUAUAAGGCUCAAUAAUUUGAGCUAUAUGCUUUAGAAACUUUGAAAAAUCAUGAAUUACCCGGAAAUUUACAGCUUUCUCAAUUUUAUUUUCAAAAUAAAUUAAUUUAAAGCUGGAGGAUCUUAAAUUUGAUACCCAGUCAAGCGAUAUAAAUUUCAACAGUUCUGAAAAAAAGCCCUUACAAGAAAGGUCAUUUCACUUUUUGGUUGGGAACUCCCUGAAGUUGGUCAGAACACUCCUUGAUGUACCAGAAGAAGAGUCUGAAAGUCUCAACCUGCACAACUUUCUAGUUUUCGAGAAGUAAGGGAUGAAAGCCUGAAUCCUUUUUUCAAUGAAUUUGUAGUCUUUGAAGUGUCCUUUCUCGGAAACUAGAAGUUCGUACUGGUCUUUCAGGUCUUCAUCUGGUACUCCAGAAGUGUUUGGGCCGGUUUUUUAGGAUAUUCUUAACAAGAAGUGAAACGACCUUUCUUUAGGAGCUAGAUGGGGCUUCCUGUAUCUGAAUUCCACUUUUAAAAAUAUCUAUAAAAGGAGGAAUCUGAAAUUUUCCAGGCCCCCCAGGCUCGGCGCCACCUUCGAUGAGCCACAGCUCCCUGUUCACGUCACCGCCGAUCUCGCCGACGUCUUCAUCACCCUUUUACGGACAUCAGCGGUCAGCCAUGUGCUCCCCCAUCAGUGGCGGAUCUUUCUACGGCUCCAUGCCGGCCAAAGUGACGCUGAAACGAGAAUCGGCACCGGAGAAUGGCGGCAGCACCGCCGACUUUGCCAUCGAGAUCGACGGCCGGACAUUCAAAGACGCCUACAUUUGUGACGUCUGCGACUUCGUGACCGUCUACAAGGGAAACAUGAAGCGGCAUUUGAACACCUGCCAUCCGGUGCCCGAGUGCAAGAGCUUGAAAGGUACCUGUUUCAUUUGAUAGUAAGAUUUUCAAAGAUGAGUUUAACUAGGCUUUUCUUCCAGAUCUUAUGAAAAGAUUUGAUCGAUUUGUCUUCUGGUUAAGCUUUUCAGAAGGUCUUCUGAUUUCACUUUAACGACUUUUCCUGUAUUGAUAAAAAUGGUCUGAGCAUCUACUUUCGAGUCCCAAAAAUCUUUUCAAAUUGAAGAUCCUGAGUAUCAUUUCUAAACCUAUGAGAAAACUUGGAAAAAUCAUUAAAUAGCCUUUUAUCAUUUUUUGAGAAUGUGCGCUCCAUGGAUAAUCUCAAAAAAGUCGUUUUUUUCUUUCAAAUAUUCCUAAAACUGGUCAGAAAUUUCGGAAGAAAAGCUUCUGAUGUAUUAUUUCUAAACUUGACCUAUGAGAAAGCUUGAAAAAAUCAUUAGUUAGCAUUUUAUCAUUUUUUGAGAAUGUGCGCUCUAUGGAUAAACUGAUAAUCUCAAAAAGUCGUUUUUUUUUUCUUUCAAAUAUUUCUAAAAUUUGUCAAAUUUGAAAGCUCCUGAGGCAUUAUUUUAAAACCUAUGAGAAAACUUAAAAAACGUUAGCAUUUUAUCAUCUUUUGAGACUGUGCGCUCCAUGGAUAAUCACGAAAAAUCAUUUCUCUAAUUGGUAACGCUAGUGUCUGGCCGAAAAACUUGACGUAUUGCCAUUUAGGGAUCACUUUAGUGGCUAAGGCAUCUCUUUAGUGUCCUAUUGAAUUCACAGGACCAUAAAAGCUUCAGUAUUUUUUUGAGAUGGUACUCGGACCUCGGUAAAGCUAACCGGACGCGUCCCAGAAGUUUCUGGGCAUCCUUAAGUGAUCACUUUGGCGAUUUCAACAUCUUUCAAGGAUCACUUUGACAUUGUCAGUUCCUUAAGUGAUCACUUUGGCGGUGUCAGAAUCCUUAAGUGAUCACUUUGGCGGUGUCAGCAUCUUUAAGUGAUCACUUUGCCGAUGUCAACGUCCUUAAGUGACCACUUUAACGGUGUCAGCGUCCUUAAGUGAUCACUUGGCGGUGUCAACGUGCUUAAUUGAUCACUAGAAGCGUCCGAAAUCCAAGUAGGAUGAAUCGAGUUUUCAAUUAGCCAUGGAGCGCUCUUUCCCAGUCUGAUACAUUUUCAAAAUUGUCAUGACCUUUUUUUCAAAAUGGACGCUAUUCCAACACUAAAAUCACUGUGAGAUUGCAACUAACUAAAAAAAACUUUGUCAAGAAAAAGUCUAAUAAUUGGAAACAGGCGUCGUCGAGUGGGACCGGAAGCUGGAGGCGAUGCGAGCCUCGGCGAUGGGAAUCAACCGCGAGGAGCUGCAGUUGAAGCUCAGCUCCCACAAGCAGAACUCGACCCGUGGCCGGAAACCGCGCAAAAAGAAGGACAAUCAGUCUUCUGAAGAGGUUUGGAGGCUUUUUGGUUUUUCUUGAAGAUCUGAUAAGAUAUCCAAGAAAGAAUAGUGUUUGAAUACAUAAAUCGUCGUUUUUUAGAGUAAUACUUCCCACGGGAAGUUCUUUAGGGUGAUAAAAUCGUGUUAAGGAUCGUUUAGGGAAAGAGAUUAUGGAAUUUGUGACGUCACCUAGGGGAAUGAGACAGGAGAAAGUGCCCUUCAGUGAUCACUUGAGGGUCAAAUUUUCCGAACUAGGAAUUUUUGACGUCACUUAAGGAGUGAGACAGCAGAAGCCGCAAAUUUUUCAUGAGUUUUUUCUGCAAAUGAUCACUUGAGGGUCAAAUUUUCAGGAUUAGGAAUUUUCGACGUCAUCUAGGGAGUGAGACAGCAGAAACCUUCCGAGUGCCUUCAGUGAUCACUUAAGGGUCAAAUAUUUAGAAUAAGAAAUAUCUGACAACACCUAGAGGAUCAGAAAACAUAGUAGAAACCUUGGAGAGCUUGAAAAAAAAAACUUGUGAGUACUUAAGUGAUCACUUAAAGUUAGAAUAAGAAUUUUCGACGUCAGCUAGAGAAAUUGACGGCAGAAACCUCAUUAUGCUGAAAAAAAAGUUCAACUCAAGUGAUCACUUAAGGGAAAAAUUUUUAGAAUAAGAAACAUAUGACGACACCUAGAAAAUCAGAAAAGAAACCUUGGAGAGCUUGAAAAAAAACUUGUGAGCACUCAAGUGAUCACUUAAGGGUCAAAUUUUCAGAAUAAGAAAUAUCUGACGACAUCUGGAUGAUGAGAAAGCAUGGCAGAAGCCUUGAGAAGCUUGAAAAAAAAAUUAAUUCAGAUUCUGAGUGAUCACUUGAGGGAAAAAUUCUCAUAAUAAGAAGUUUUUUGGCUUUAUCUGGAGGGUGAGACGGCAGAAAUCAUAUCGAGCUUGAAAAAAAUAUUUUUUAUGUGGUUUUUACGCAAGUGAUCACUUAAGGGUGGAGCUUCUGACGUCAUCUAGAGAUCACUCGGUAGAGAUUACUUUUGAAUAGGAAGAGAACAAAUAAUGAGAAACUAGUGACGUCAUAUUUUCCCUAUAGGGAUCACUAAGAUGCUCAAAAUCCAGCAAAAAUUAACAUUAUUGAAAAAAAUGGCUCCCCACUUCUUCUUUCAAAGGAAGUCAAUCAAGGGGCCACUUAAGGGCUCAAAAAUAAUUCCCAAUUUUUCAGAGCGAGCCGAUGACUGACUACGAGCCGAAUUCGAACAAUUCGACAUUCGAGUUUUCGCAGAGCAGCUUCACCGAAUGA